AUGGAAUUUCUAACAAGUCUGCUUCUUGUCCUAAUCCUGGGAGUUCUGCCAUGGCUCUUCCAUGGCCUGAGAACCAAUCCAUGGCAGAAAAGAUCAGGCAAACUUCCUCCAGGGCCUCGCCGGUUUCCGAUCAUUGGAAACGCUCUCCAGAUCGGCCAAAGCCCCCAUCGAUCACUGGCGAAGCUCUCCAACAUUUACGGUCCUUUAAUGUCCCUCAAGCUAGGAACCAUAAACACAGUAGUUGUCUCCUCGCCGGAGAUCGCCCGGGAAGUUCUCCAGAAGCACGGCCAAGUCUUCUCCGGCCGGACAAUCAUCACCGCCGUCGAAGUCCACGAUCAUCACAGGAUGUCCAUGGCUUACAUCCCACCAGGUAACGAUUGGCGAAAGAUGCGAAAGAUCUGCAGCGAAAAGAUGUUCUUGAAUCAUCGUCUCGACGCCACCCAAACCCUAAGGCGGGAGAAGUUGCAGAAACUCCAUGGCUACGUUCUCGAAUGCUCCCGAGCUCGACGAUCUGUGAAUGUAAGCAAUGCUGCCUGCACAACGUUUCUCAACAUCAUGUCUGCGAUGAUGUUUUCCGUCGAUUGCACGAGCUUCGACUCCGACGGCGCCGCCGGGGAGGUGAAGGAAGCCAUUGAAGGGGUGGGGAGGAUUUUAGGUGCACCAAAUUAUGCAGAUUAUUUUCCAAUUCUGAAGAGGAUUGAUCCACAGGGGAUUCGGAAGGAAGCUAGGGUUUACUUUGGGAAAUUGCUGGAGACGGUGGAGGGGAUGAUUAACCAGAGAAUUGAAUCGAGGGAGAAAGGGAUUGUUAACAGGGACGAUUGGUUGGAGGCACUUCUUGAUUUAAGACAGGGAAGUGAGUAUGAAAUGAGUUUCAAUGAGAUCAAACAUUUACUUGUGGUUUUACUUGUUGGAGGAUCAGUGACAACAACAUUCACAACGGAAUGGGCAAUGGCAGAGUUGCUAAUCAACCCAUCGAAAAUGAAGAAGGCUAAAGACGAGAUUCGAAGCAUUGUGGGAGAGCAGGGACAAGUAGUGCAAGAAUCAGACAUUUCAAGACUUCCUUACCUCCAAGCUGUGAUCAAAGAAAUCUUCAGGCUCCAUCCAGCAGGCCCACUUUUGGUUCCACGAAAGGCAGAAGCCGACGUCGAGGUUAACGGCUACAUGAUCCCGAAGAACACACAAAUACUUGUGAAUGCUUGGGGGAUGGGUAGGGAUCCGAGGAUAUGGUCUGAACCAAGCUCAUUUAAGCCGGAGCGGUUCCUCCUCGACAGUAAUGGAAUCGACUUCAAGGGCCAAGACUCGAGGCUGAUACCAUUCGGAUCGGGAAGAAGAAUGUGUCCUGGAAUGUGGUUAGCUACUCGAAUGUUGCAUACUACAGUGGCAGCCAUGAUUAAUGGCUUUGAUUGGAAACUUGAAGCAGGAAUGAAACCAGAAGAAAAGGCAGAGAUUGAUAGGUUUGGGUCGUCCCUGCAGAAGAACACACCAGUAGUUCCUCUCAUGGCUAUUCCAAUCUCUGUGCAUGACUUUCAAGUCUAAUAUAUAUAUAUAUAUAUAUAUAUGCAUGUGCAUGUGCAUAAAUAAAAAUAAAUAAAAGAAUGAAUAAAAA
Molecule: messenger RNA, 1606 nt
Organism: Andrographis paniculata
Lineage: Eukaryota; Viridiplantae; Streptophyta; Magnoliopsida; Lamiales; Acanthaceae
Product: ferruginol synthase-like
Exons: 2
Coding region: 1-1536 (511 amino acids)
Molecular function (GO): monooxygenase activity; iron ion binding; heme binding
Source: RefSeq, a predicted model, not a curated record